This is a messenger RNA of Haemorhous mexicanus (house finch), 2887 nucleotides long. RefSeq names its product glycoprotein M6B (gene GPM6B). Gene Ontology annotation, molecular function: structural constituent of myelin sheath. Gene Ontology annotation, cellular component: plasma membrane; myelin sheath. The transcript is spliced from 8 exons. Gene Ontology annotation, biological process: central nervous system myelination; axon development. NCBI's taxonomy places the organism in Eukaryota, Metazoa, Chordata, Aves, Passeriformes, Fringillidae. The record is from RefSeq and is a predicted model, not a curated record. The coding region runs from base 165 to 1151 and encodes 328 amino acids.
AGACUUUUCUGGCAUUUUGGAAAGGACUGUAAUCUACUGUAGGGGAGAACAGAGCCGCUCAAUCACCGCCGCUGUAAAUAGGAGACGGAAGGGAGUGAGAAAGGAGGCGAAGAGAAAAAGUGCUUGCUGGGGGGGGAGGGGGGGCGGCAUUUUUGGUGGAUGGUAUGAAGCCAGCCAUGGAAACUGCAGCGGAGGAAAAUGCAGAACAAAGCCAAGAGAAAAAAGUGAUCACCAGACCAGAAAUGGAAAUUGGCAGGUACCACUGGAUGUACAGGAGUUCAAGGCCACACCGGUACCAUCAUGUGCCAGCAUUGAGAGGCAAUAUUAGUCCUUUGGGGAUUCAAGGUUGCUUUGAAUGUUGCAUUAAGUGCCUAGGAGGAGUGCCAUAUGCUUCACUCGUGGCAACCAUUCUCUGCUUCUCGGGGGUAGCAUUGUUUUGUGGCUGCGGCCACGUGGCGCUCACGGGAACCGUGUCUAUCCUCGAGCAGCACUUCUCCACUACUGCCAGUGACCAUGCUUUGCUGAGUGAAGUAAUACAGCUAAUGCAGUAUGUAAUUUAUGGCAUUGCAUCAUUUUUCUUCUUAUAUGGCAUAAUCCUUUUGGCGGAAGGUUUUUAUACAACAAGUGCUGUGAAGGAGCUGCAUGGAGAGUUCAAAACAACAGCCUGUGGUCGCUGCAUCAGUGGAAUGUUUGUUUUCCUCACCUAUGUGCUUGGAGUGGCCUGGCUCGGGGUCUUCGGCUUCUCCGCUGUGCCUGUCUUUAUGUUCUAUAACAUCUGGUCAACUUGUGAAGUCAUCAAAUCUUUUCAGACCAAUGUGACAGUUCCAGGGGACCAGAUCUGCGUGGACAUCAGGCAAUACGGUAUUAUCCCUUGGAAUGCUGUACCUGGCAAAGCCUGUGGCCCAAUUUUAGAGAACAUCUGCAACACGAAUGAGUUCUACAUGUCUUACCACCUGUUCAUUGUGGCUUGUGCUGGAGCUGGUGCCACUGUCAUAGCAUUGAUCCACUUCCUCAUGAUACUGUCUUCUAACUGGGCCUACUUAAAGGAUGCAAGCAAAAUGCAGGCCUACCAAGAUAUCAAAGCAAAAGAAGAGCAGGAGCUUCAGGAUAUCCAGUCUCGGUCAAAAGAGCAACUCAAUUCUUACACAUAAAUGUUUGCCACAAUAAUUCAGCAGAAGAGUUCUGUAGCUCUGACAAAUCAGCAAAUAGCUGCUCUGCAGUACAGAUGUGUGUCUAGCAAACGAAAUUAGAGAGAAGUGUAAAAGCUUCACAUUCCAGCUCCUGGAAAACUUUUUUAGGGAAAUCGUCCCAUUGGUAAUCUUCCAUGCUUUCUAAAAGAGAGUGGAGGGUUUAUUCCAGGCAUUUUAAAAGGCAACACUUUACGAAAAGUGACCAAAUUAUUUUUCUUUGAGACUUGGUAUUAUAGUUGUUCUAGAGCAUGACGCCCUGCACAAAACGGUGGCGGGUGCCCCUGCCAAGCAGGCAGUAGAUCUGUGCAAACCUCAGGCACAUGCAGGGUGUGUGACUGAGCACCUCCCAAAGGAACCUGUGCCCAGCUGGGAUUUCUGAGAGGAGCUCGUGUGUGUGUGAUGGCACAGCUGCAGCACCUCCCAGGCGGUGCAGGGGGGCUGUUUGGGAACGCCCCACACCUGGGCCAUGGGAGCAGCUGCACUCCUGUGCCACACACUGCCACGAUGAAGCCGUCGCGUCCCUGUGCUCACCUGAGGUCGAGCAGAUCUCCCCAGUUCUAAUCUUUUUAUUAACUAUUUAAUGGAAUGUAGAUCCCUGGAUCUGGAUAAUGAUCCCCUUCUUUGAAAAUAAAUGUCAGCUUUGCCUUAAUAUUUAUUUUCUAUAAAUGUUGUAGCAUUUAUAUAUUGGCAGGAGACCAUUAUCCUACAUUUUAAGAAAGUGAAAGUGUUACCUUAUUAAAAUGACACUGAUCUGACAAUUCCAAAUGAGUGGAUGAGAAAGUUUGCAGAGUUUUACACAAACAAUAAAAUUUGCAGCCAUAAAAAUAAUACAGGAUGUCCACCUUUCUCUAUCUUGGUGCUUAGCAAAUUUAUAGUCAGUGCUUAUGUGUUUUCCUUUUUACAAAUUAAUUAGCACACUAAGAAAACGUGGUGUUCAGAAAAAAAACCAACAAACAAACUGGUGCCAUUUUAAAGUCAUUUCCCAUAGAAGUCUGCCUUCUAAUUAAUGUUUUUUUUCAGAAGCAUUCAGUGAUAUCUUGAGUAUUAGUGAUGGUAUAUUUGGUGUUUGUUCUAUAUGAUAUAUAUAUAAAUAUAUAUAUAUAAAUGUUGGGGGGGAAAGUAAAAAUACAUCAUUCAUUUGAAAAAAUUAAAUAUUCAAGUCAUACCCCUGCUAAGCUGACGUGUGGUUUGGUAGUUUUGACUGUUUGCUGAAUAUACAUCAAAGGAAGCACAAAUUCCUUCAAGUCAGUAUUAAGAGAAAAGGCAUUUUUUGGGGUAUUACCUUCAAAUAUAAUUUCUUUUGUUAACUAUUGAAGUCUAAUUUGACAGUUUCAAAAAAGGGGCAAAGUUGAUUGAUGUAGAGCAAAUAUGACAAAAUAGCCUAGUGUAUGUUCUUACCUGUUGCAUGAAGGAGACAUUUCUACAGCAAUGCAGGUGAUGUUCUAGCCCAGUGUUUGCAUAAGGGUAAUAAUGGAGGCAGUGUCUUAAAGCCUAAUUCUUUUCUAAUUCAGUGUAGCUAUUACUGGGAGUUUUUGAAGUUUUGUUUAAGUAGUCUAAUAUUUUUAUGUAAAGAGCAUUAAAUUUUGCUAUGUAUAAAUUUUUGUAACCUAACAGUGAAUCAAUAUUUUCUAUCAGUGCCAAGGGCUUCCUGUAGUUACAUCCAAGUGUUAAAAUAAAUAUUUGUAGAUAAUAGACAA